Messenger RNA from Saprolegnia parasitica CBS 223.65, 345 nucleotides. RefSeq lists its product as hypothetical. The transcript has a single exon. The annotation marks the transcript as partial. Lineage: Eukaryota; Oomycota; Saprolegniomycetes; Saprolegniales; Saprolegniaceae. The record is from RefSeq and is a predicted model, not a curated record.
AUGACACGGCCGAGCAACAAGCACCGCGGGUCCAAGCGCAAGGCGAGUGACGGCAACAAGCAAGCCGAGACCAAGCGCAAGCCAAGUGACGGCAACAAGCAGGCCGAGGCCAAGCCCAAGGCCAAGGCGCCCAAGAAGGUCGAGUCCAACACGCCACAAGGCCGCCUCGAGGCCAUCCUUGGCAUGUCCCUCGGCGCGUUCCAAGCCGAGUACUUUGAGAAGAAGCCGCUGCUGCGCAAGAACGUGUCGCCGUGCGCUGGGCUCUUUAGCCGUCAGAAGCUGCUUGAAGUGCUCUCGCGCGACCCGCUCGAGUACAGCAGUGACCUCACGGUGACGCACUAUAAG